Cylindrotheca closterium is the source of this 1626-nucleotide messenger RNA. NCBI's taxonomy places the organism in Eukaryota, Bacillariophyta, Bacillariophyceae, Bacillariales, Bacillariaceae. The record is from the annotation of a GenBank genome assembly.
AUGGAAGACGAAUUGCAUCCCGAGGUGAGGAGUGACCGCACUGUGAUUCAAUCUCCAAAGGGAUAUAGUUGUUUUUGUGGUCAGAGAGGGAAAAAAGGUUACUUCAAAAGGCACCUCCAAUCGAAACAACACAGGCUAACAUCGGUUGCACUUGAAGACAUCAUCUUCGAGCAGAAAGAUGACCCCAUUUGCAAGAAAGGAUACGUCUGCCAUCCAUGUCAGAGAUUUUUUGGUGACAAGUCCAAUUUUGUCAAGCAUUUCUUAAGGAAGGAAGAUGACACGGCUGCAUGCAAUGGAAACAGGGUUGACACACUCCAAGAAUGUAUGGUCUAUGAGACAUUACAUUAUUGUCGACCAGUUCCACCACUGCAAUCUGGAGACUUGCUUGGUGACAAAGAAAUAUCCACCACAAUCCAUGUUCCUACCCCCAGUUCCAAUAUCACCAACAGUGCUACUGGAUCGGCAAACAUGAUUGCACGGGAUACUAUUAAAAUGACAAUCAACGCAGGCAAACAAUUGGCAAAGCAGCUAGUUCAAGACUAUGGUGCGCACGAAAGAAUGGUUCGGAUCAUUCAACCAUUUGUCCUGUCAAGCAUAGAGGCCACUCCACUGUUGGAUUUUUUGAAAACUGGAAACGAAAAAAUGAAAGAGACGCCAAGCCAUUUUAUUGCCGGUGCUGAAGAAUGGUUGAUGGAACAUUCUGCAAUGAUGAUUGGACAACUGAUGGGGAAUGUCCGGCAUGAGAUUGUUGCAUUUCGGGUGGAAACAGAGUAUGAAAGCAUUUUCACCUGUCGGGACAAGACAGGGCCAAUCCUAACUGAAUUAAAAAAAAUUAUCCAAUACACGUGGAGAUCCUUUGGCCUGCCUUCCGGUUUUGUUGAUGAACAUGAUCCAACAGAAGUUCCAAGGUAUCUGCACCUCCUUGCAGUACAAUCAGGGCAGAGUGUCAUUCACAAAGUACCUGCAAUUCUGAAGUUUCUAUCCUUCAGAAUCUUCAGUGGAACCAAACAAUUAAAAGGUUCUUUUGUGAUUGGUAGCACCAUGGCUACACUCCUCUAUCUCUGCAGACUAGGAUCUCUUUGUGUUGCAUACCGGAUGUGUGGUGAAAACUUUAUUCAAAGACAACUUGACUUGUGCCGGCAAGUCCAAUGUGGUCAAGUGGUACAAACAAUCUCACCACUGAUCCGUCAGCUACGGGAGUUUGAAAAGUUUCGAAAAACUCUUAGAGAUGGAGACUAUAUAACAAAUGAAGGAGAUAUCUUUGUUGGUGGGAACAAAUUUGAAAAGAAAGUCUGGUCUAGGCUCGUGCCAAAGAUUGAAGACCGUCUCUGUGACCUUUUUGGUCAACUUCUGAUUGGGAACGGGCAACUUUUGCUUUCUGUCUUGCUGGAUCCAGCUACCAGUCCAAAGACCACAUCUCUUGAUGGUGGAUUUGGAUUUCAAGUGACUGAUCAAGUUGGAUCAGCUAACUUUUGCUUUGAAGCAAAUGAGACUGUGAUGGAAAAGAUUCACAAGCUAAUACAACUUGUGUUCCACGGUCUUGGAUUUGGUGCAAUGCGGUUCCAAGAGAUUCUUGAAAUGGAGGAUUGUUCCACACCCAGAUUUUUUAACAAUCAGAUCUGGUAA